AUGCCUAUAAUGGAUCCAGAAACUCGACCAGAAAUUGCUCGAUUACCUACUCAGCCUAUUUCUUCUCAAGAUCGUUAUGAAAUACCAGAUAAUUUUUUAGAAAUUGAAGUUGUAAAUCCCACAACUCAUGGUCUAGCUGGUAGACGAUACACUGAUUAUGAAGUUCGAAUGAAAACUAAUUUACCUGUCUUUCGAUUAAAAGAUUGUUCUGUACGUCGUCGUUAUUCAGACUUUGAUUGGUUGCGCAAAGAACUUGAACGGGAUAGUAAAAUUCUCGUUCCAACAUUACCUGGAAAAGCAUGGGAAAAACAAAUACCUGCAUUUCUUCGCAGUGAUGAUGGUAUAUUUGAUGAUGAUUUUAUUGAAGAUAGACGAAGAGGUCUUGAAGAAUUCAUUAAUAAAGUGGCUGGUCAUCCAUUAGCACAAAAUGAACGUGCGCUUCAUGUUUUUCUUCAAGAAGAAAAAAUUGAUCACAACACGUAUUAUCCAGGCAAAAUGCGCAAUUCGUGA
Rotaria socialis is the source of this 510-nucleotide messenger RNA. The record is from the annotation of a GenBank genome assembly. NCBI's taxonomy places the organism in Eukaryota, Metazoa, Rotifera, Eurotatoria, Philodinida, Philodinidae.